AUGUCGAACAACCCAGCUGCGGCGCUCGCGCGCAUUGACGCAGGUUCCCUGUCAGACAUCUUCGAUGAUCGCCCGGGACGUGUUCAGAACCCCGUCAUGCAAUGCGUCCAAAUCAAGCCUAUCGCCCCUCAACCAGGAGGCCAGGAACGUCACAGAGUCAUCUUCAAUGACACGAAAAAUUAUAUUCAGACAAUGUUGGCAGUGCAUCAAAAUCAUCUUGUAGAGGAGAAAAUCUUGCGAAGGGGAGUUCUCGUCCAACUGGUCGGCUAUUCUGCCAACAAGGUCAAGGCAAAGCGAAUUCUUAUUGUCACCGAGAUCAAAGUCCUCGAAGAAUUUGGCGAACAUGAGAAACUUGGCGAUCCUAAACCUCUGGAAUUGAAAGUCGAAGACGAGAAACCCUUCCCGACCGCCAUCACGAGCAACGGCUUCUAUGGAAACAAGCAAGAGCAACCCAAACAAAGCCGGCCGAUGCCGACACAUGCCAAACCUUCGUCCGCCGCGACCGCGCAUGCAAAUAUCUAUCCGAUCGAAGCAAUUUCUCCGUAUUCAAAUAAGUGGACAAUCAAGGCACGAUGCACCAGCAAGUCGGACAUCAAGACAUGGAAUAAUCGAAAUGGGGAGGGCAAGUUGUUCAGUGUGAAUCUCCUCGACGAGAGUGGUGAAAUUCGUGCGACCGGUUUCAAUGAUCAGUGUGAUCAGCUCUACGGUCUGUUCCAAGAAGGCAGCGUUUAUUACAUCUCGAGUCCGUGCCGAGUCACCUUUGCAAAGAAACAAUUCUCCAACUUGGCAAACGAUUACGAGUUACACUUUGAGAGAGACACCAUGGUUGAGAAGGCCGAAGAACAAGAUGGCGUCCCGCAGGUUCGAUACAGUUUCACGGCCAUUGCCGACCUGCCGUCUGUGGCGAAAGACACCACCAUCGACGUCAUUGGGGUCCUCAAAGAUAUUGGAGAGACAUCACAGAUUACUUCCAAAACCACCAGCAAGCCCUAUGACAAGAGAGAGCUCACUCUGGUCGACAACACAGGAUAUUCGGUCCGAUUGACAGUCUGGGGAAAGACGGCGGCGUCUUUUGACGUCCCGCCGGGGUCCGUCGUGGCUUUCAAAGGCGUGAAAGUUUCUGAUUUUGGUGGACGCAGUUUGAGUCUGCUCAGUUCUGGUUCAGUCGCCGCCAACCCCGACAUGCCUGAAGCGCACAAGUUGAAAGGCUGGUACGAUGAACAAGGGCGAUCAGGCAACUUUGCCACACACGCCAAUGUCCAAGGCACGGUCACUGGCGCUGGUGGUUCUCGACCCGAUCCGUUCAAGACCAUUUCGCAAGUCAAGGAGGAGCAGCUCGGCAUGUCUGACAAUCCCGACUACUUCUCUGUCAAAGCCUCCAUCCAAUACAUCAAACAAGACAAUUUCUGCUAUCCUUCGUGUUUGUCAGAAGGUUGCAACAAGAAGGUUGUCGAAAUUGAUCCCGGUCAAUGGCGUUGCGAACGAUGUGACAAGAAUCAUCCCAAACCUGAAUAUCGGUACAUUAUGUCGGUCAACAUUGGUGAUCACACUGGCCAACUUUGGGUGAGCUGUUUUGACGAGACCGGAAGAACGAUCAUCGGGAUGUCGGCAGACGAGUUGAUGGAGAUCAAAGAGGUGGACGAGAAGAGGUUGGCCGAUAUUUUGUCGGAGGCAAACUGCAAAAUCUGGAAUUGGAGGUGUAGGGCCAAACUGGAUAAUUUCCAGGAACAACAACGGGUUCGAUACCAGGUCACCUCGGUGGGACCACUGAACUACGUCGCCGAAUCUCAGAAGUUGAUCGAUUUGAUCAAACAAUACAACAUUGAUUGA
Messenger RNA from Rhinocladiella mackenziei CBS 650.93, 1830 nucleotides. RefSeq lists its product as uncharacterized. Bases 1 to 1830 code for a protein of 609 amino acids. Lineage: Eukaryota; Fungi; Ascomycota; Eurotiomycetes; Chaetothyriales; Herpotrichiellaceae. Gene Ontology annotation, cellular component: nucleus; DNA replication factor A complex. The transcript is spliced from 3 exons. Gene Ontology annotation, molecular function: single-stranded telomeric DNA binding; damaged DNA binding. Gene Ontology annotation, biological process: DNA replication; nucleotide-excision repair; double-strand break repair via homologous recombination. The record is from RefSeq and is a predicted model, not a curated record.